Thecamonas trahens ATCC 50062 is the source of this 5524-nucleotide messenger RNA. RefSeq lists its product as uncharacterized. The record is from RefSeq and is a predicted model, not a curated record. Lineage: Eukaryota; Apusomonadida; Apusomonadidae. The coding region runs from base 1 to 5421 and encodes 1806 amino acids. Gene Ontology annotation, biological process: protein phosphorylation. The transcript has 2 exons. Gene Ontology annotation, molecular function: protein kinase activity; ATP binding.
AUGCGCAAGGGUGGAUAUGUGGUCCUCGCAGCAGUCCUCCUCACCGCAGCCACAGCCCUGCUGCUCAGCUCCAAGAACAAGGACUCGGCAGAAGCUCGCAUGCGGACCGUGCUCUUCACCCACAAGCUCCAUCUCCCAAACUCGCCUGACGCCGAUCGCAUGCACCCGCACUCGGACUCGCACACACGCUCAGACUCACGCCCGCACACGCGUCAUCCGUCGCAAAAGGAGCCUUCCCUGGCCGAAGCCACCGCCGUGGACGCGCUUGGCUCAGCAGGCGACGACGCUGGCGACGAGACGGCCCAGGACGAUGCCCACGGCGAGUCGGCGCGCAUCCACGCUGCAGAGUCACAUCGCGACGUGCUUCCGGUCACAGACGUCGAGCAUGCUGCGGCGGAGGACGAUGCCGGCGUCGUCGACUACCGCGGCAUCCGCAUCUUUGAUGUCAACGUCCACGGAACUAAGAUCGACGACGGCGAUAGCCUGGAGCCGCUCGAUUGCGGAUCGCCGGCCAUCGAUGGCUACAAGCAUGUCAAUCUGACUUGCCUUGGCGAGUCGUCGACCAUGGCCGACUGGAUCGCCCGCGGCGAGUCGAACGACGGUUACGCCGUCUGGAUGGAGCGCGGCGCCUCAUACGACGGCAUCGGUGUCAAGUGGGGCCCACACAACAAGAAGGACUCACCUUACGAGUGCGCUCUCGACUGCUACAACUUUGAGCCCGACCUCAAAGCCAAUCAGUUCCCCUGCAACCUCUGGGUCUACUGCCCUGACGACGAGUGCUUCGAGCCCGACGCACACACACACACCAAGGGCGACUGUUGGCUCAAGUUUGCUGAACGUCCGCAUGCGCCUGAAGUCAACCAGCGUGGCAAGAUGAACCCCGAAUACGCCGCCCGCCACAAGGACUUUGUCGCUACGCAGUGGAUCUCUGGCGCCGUCAUCCCCCGUGAUACCAAGAUGACAAAUGGCGUCUUUGGUCCGCGCGCUGACUGCCGCCCAGAAGGUGCCCAAGCAGACCUCAUCUACGUCGCCUUCUCACCCGAUGCCUCAAAGUACACCCCAUGGCUACAAGCCUCGCGUGGUGCAGACGUUGUACCAUCAUACCUUGGUGGUGGUGGCCUCAAUCUGCUGACUGGCGACAACUACUAUCCUCUCGACCACGUGUGGGAUGCGCUUGGCGUGUGGGACGACGUUGUGCCUGCUGCCAUCGCCCGCUCGCGCGGCGCAGACGGCGCCAUGUACGCUGUCCCUAUCUCGGCCGAGCCUAACAUGUGCAUGUACUCGGUGCCAAUCUUUGACGCGCUUGGCCUCUCGCCGCCGCGCACCCUCUCGGAGCUCAAGGCUGUGUGCGCCGCCGUGACCGCCGCCGGUAUCGGCUGUCUCGCCGCUGACACGCCGCUCUUUCCCAACACUGCGUACUUUGACGAGCUUGCGCUGCGGAUGCAUGGCAACGCUUUCUACAAAAAGUUCUUCAACGGCCGCAUCGCAUUCACCGAUCCGCGAGUCCGUGCCACCUUUGACGAGCUCGCCGAUCUGAUGACCGCCGGCUAUCUUGGGGUGCCCAACCCACACGUCAACGGCACGGCCCCGUAUUUGCCUCAGGACAUGGCCCAUGGCCACGUUGCCAUGUUCUGCGGCUUUGAAGCCUUUACCAUGUUUCCCAUCCUCGCGGGCAUGCCCUCCGCUGACAUCGGUGCCUUUGUCUUUCCGGCCUACGAUGGCGCUCGUGGCUCGGCGCCGCCAAACUCGAUCCCGGGCGUUCUAAUGACGCUCGUCACUCUUGCUGUCCCGCGCACCGCCCUUCACCCAGAUGAGGCCAUGGCAUUUGUUGCCCACGCCGGGAACACGACCCACUAUGCCGCUGCCUUCACCGCCGCAAGCGUCAUGUCGGGCUUGCCGCUGCGACCCUCACUCUUUUCGCUCGUCACACACCCGCGCUCGGAAGUGGCCAAGGCCAAGCUCGCGGCUGCCUCGGACAUCUUUGAGCGCUCGCUUGCUGGCUUUGGCGUCAUUGAUCUCGUCCUCGAGUACAGCGCCUUCUCCUUUGGCCUUGACGCCAUGGCCAAUCGAUCCGCCACCGCUCUGGCCGCCCACUUUGACGCCGAGCUUCCGAGCCUGGAGGCCGUCCGCCUCGCGUCAAUCCUCUCGCUUACCGUCGCACCGACAGCCUCGCAUCCGUCUGGCACAUACACCGACGAGCUUGCGGUUGUCCUCUCGAGCCUCACCCGCGGCGCCACUCUCUACUACACUCUUGAUGGGACCAAGCCGACUACCGACGCCCUCGUUUUUGCCCAGCAUAUCUCGCUCUCCACUGACGGUGCCCACGAGAUCCGCGCCAUCGCGCACGCUCCUGGUCUACAGGUCUCGUCUGAACUUCGCCUCGGGUACACCCUUAAGCUCUCGCCACCUUCUCGGUCUGUGAGCAUGUCGGCGGGUGCGCUCUCAACUGCGGCUGUUGUCGCCAUCGCGCUCGCGGCCGCGUGCGUCUGCUCCGCCGUUGUUGCUGUCGUCGCCAUCAUCGUUCUCCGCCACCGGUCGGUCACCACCUUCCGCCUCCAGUCGGACGCCGAGCUGGUCAUCCCAGCCGAGGACGUGAGCCUCGGGCCGGUGGUGGGUACCGGCUCAUAUGGCGUCGUCUACCGCGGCAUGUGGCGCGGGACCCAGGUGGCUGUCAAGAGAACCCGUGCAGGCCCGCUGCAGGGCCGGCAGAUGCGUGAGUUUGUCGACGAGGCGAGCAUGCUCCUCCGCCUCCGUCACCCCAACAUUGUGCUCUUCAUGGGCAUCCACCUCGAUCCGCCGGCGAUUGUGACCGAGUUUAUGUCGCGCGGGAAUCUCGCCGACGUCCUCGCCUCAGACGCAUUCUUCCUCGACUCGUCUAUUGUCCUCCGCUGGGCCCACCACAUUGCCCUUGGCCUGCAGUAUCUGGCACACGCCGGCGUCGUCCACGGCGAUUUCAAGUCGCUCAACGUGCUCUUUGACGGAAACUGGGUACCCAAGAUUGCCGACUUUGGCCUCGCCUCAAUCAAGGCGCCAACCGGUCAGCCCUUGCCCGCGCUCUGCAUGAACGCCGCCAACUCUUCUGCGCCUGCCACACCCGCCGGGCGCCCAGUCAAUAUCGACGCCUCGGACGGCGCUCAGGAGUUGGUCACAACCGGUAUGUCGAUCUCGCUCUUUGAAUCGGGCGGCGCACACGACAGCCGCGCAUCAGCGACCCGCACCCGCCGUAGGAACAAGGUCGGCCCGGUCCCAGAGCACUCGACCACGCCACGGCUCACGCCGCCUCAGUCGCCAAUGACCACAGAGACGUCGGCCGCAGGCACCGGACCCAAUGUCGGCUCCAUUUUCUGGGCCGCGCCUGAGGUGCUUAUCGGCGGCAGCACCGCGCUCACCACCGCGUCCGACAUGUACGCGCUCGGCAUCACACUAUGGGAGCUGGCAUCCCGCGCAGAGCUCUACCCGCAAGUCAACCCGCUGGCGCUUGCCCUCGACGUCAUCCACGGCCGCCGGCCAGACAUCCGCGCCGUUCCGCCGCAGCUCAGCCAGCUUCGCUCGCUCAUUCAGGCGCUCUGGCAUCACGACCCGGUGGCGCGGCCACUGCCGGCCCAGAUUGUUUCGCGCCUCGCCUCGCUCUAUGACCCAACUAACGUCAUUCCGCCGUCGUCACCGGCCGCUCCGUCGGGCUCGGUUGUCCUCGUCCACGUCGUCGUCGCCAAACUCGGCUCGCGUCUCAUUCUGGCCCCGGACGCCACCGCCCAGGCUCUGCGUCGAUUCCACGCUAGGACGCGCGUGGUGGCGACCCAGGCCCACGGCGCCAUCCUCUCGUGGACCCUUGAAUCGGUCACUAUCUCGCUGCAGGAUCCGCGCCAGCUCGGCAACGUCAUACAAGGCAUACUCUCCAUUUGUAAGCGUGUUGGCCCGCUGCUUGCCGUCGCUGCGCAUGGUAGUAUCACCUCGACCUCGGCGCUGCAGGUCUUCACCUCGACGGCUCAGGGUGCGGCGCCGUCGACUGCCGACGAGCUCGUCUUCCACGGCGCGGUCAUGGACGAGCUGAAGGACGUAUGGCAGGCCGCAUUUGGCGGCUCGCUCCCGCCGUCGCUCCUCCGGCUCGAGCCGACCGACACAGACUCGGUGUCGUCGCUUUCACGUUGCGAGUCGACCAGUCCCGGCGGCCUAACCAGCCUCGAACCGGGCGUCUACAUUGGGCCGUCGCUCUUUGACGACAUGGCCAUGCCCGGGCAUGACCAGCUGCUUGUCGAGCCUGUGGCCGCCGAUGCGGCCCUCCUCUUCCGCAUUAAGCAAAAGCCCAAGCCGCGCGUAGAUACGCGGACCAACGGUGAUGUCGCCGGCCCGAGCGCACUGACUGAGUCAAGCAACGACGCCGACGAGGCGCUUGUGUCGGACGACGAGACCGCUCUUGCGUCCAUCGACGACAACCUCGGAACUGUCCUCGCUGAUGACAUGAGCUCACACCCUGACGUGGGCCAGUCGUUCGCUGAAGUCGAUGCAAUCAUCGGCCUCCCACACGACACGUCUUUCUCCGCCUCGCUGACGCACUCCAUGUCAAUGCGCCGCUCGCAGCCAGCAGGCCUCAUGACGCUGUACUCAGCCCGGGACAUCGCGGCGCUGAUUGGCCAGGGCGGGAAGCGGGAGCUCGGCUCGUACGCCACCGUUUACUCGGCAACAACACCGCUUGGCCCUGUUGCCGUCAAGGUUCUGCUGAAGCAGCGGUUCGAGCCUGCGCAGCUCAUCAGUGUUGCUGCCAGCACAGCCAAGGCCUCGCGCGCGGGAGGAGCACACUCGGCGCUCGCCGGGCCGGUCGGGCUUUGCGUCGAGAGCCCGUACAUCGCUGUCGUCUUUGCACAGCUCAACCAUCCGUCCAUGACUGAGGCCGCGGGCUCAAUGUCGUCGUUAGACAGACUGUGCCUGGUCAAAUGCCUGCUUGUAGCGCUCGCGGCGCUGCACGCCGCCACCGGCGCCGGCCACGGUGCACUCUCGCCAAACAACGUCUUUGUCAAGCUCCGCACGGAACCGGCACUAACCCGGCCGCGAGUCGCCGCCGUGGCGCUCACCGACUUUGGCAUGGACAUCCUUCGCAUGCACCUCGGAACGAUGACCGCCAUUCCCUCGGCAGCGUACACCGCACCUGAAACGCUGCGCGGCGAAGCUUCCCGCCCGGAGACCGACGUCUUUAUCUUUGGCUCGCUCCUCUACGAGCUCUCCACUGGCCAGGCCGCCUUCCGCGGCGAAAACGCGCUCGAGGUCGGCUACCGGCUGCUCUCCGGCUGGCGGCCAGCUGUCGACCUGCUGCCCAACGGCGUGCGCGAGACUGUGGCCCGCUGCUGGGACACUGAUCCGGCCCUCCGCCCUACCAUCGCCGAGCUCCUUGACCUGGUCAACGCUGGCCAGCUCGGCAGCUUGUGAAGACAUCCGUGUGUGGUCACGAUACGACGACGCCGAGGAGUGCGGCCUUUACUCGCCAUUGCUCAGCGCUUGUUCCACCGUGUAAACGUGAUGCCUGCUGCCA